This is a messenger RNA of Hordeum vulgare subsp. vulgare (domesticated barley), 856 nucleotides long. RefSeq lists its product as uncharacterized. The transcript has 4 exons. The record is from RefSeq and is a predicted model, not a curated record. The coding region runs from base 125 to 571 and encodes 148 amino acids. NCBI's taxonomy places the organism in Eukaryota, Viridiplantae, Streptophyta, Magnoliopsida, Poales, Poaceae.
UCCUCCCCUUCUUUCUUCUCGGCGGAGGCGAACGAGGAACCCUAGCCGCGUGAGGAAGGAUCGCCCAGAUCCGCAAGGUACGCCCACCGAAAUCCCUACGGCUGCAACCAGAUCGAGGCCGGCGAUGAUGGCGGCGGUUCGGUGCGCGGCGAGGAGGCUCGGUGGCUCCCUGCUCCAGCGAGUGCAGGCAGAGGAGCGACGCAGGCUCGUCCCAAGCAGGGUCAUGCGCUCCCGCCAGCUCUCCACCGAGGAAGCGCGUGAGAUCCAGCAGAAGAAGGAGGCACUGUAUGAUGCCGUGUCUAAGGCGGAGCUGAAGAACAAGGAGCUUUAUGAUGCCUUAUCUAAGGCGGGGCUGAGCACUGACCAGCUGCAUCUUCCUGUACAAGGCAUUCCAGAGCAAAAUGCCUAUCAGCGCAUUCUGAUGUAUGCAAGAAGAGCUCAGGGUGUGGUAGAGUUAGCUGCCAAGACGACAUUUUGCGUGGUACUUACUGCUGCUGUUGUUGAUGUCAACCUCAACAAGAGGGCACUGGCUAACUUAAAGGACUGCAGUGAAGACAAUGUCACAAAUUAACAACCGAUCAAAGAUGGCCAGCUCGUGUUUUCAGCUUCUAAUUUAUGGCCUGGAGUUUGACUAUCUAGCACCUAUGUGGUGGUGACGUCGUUUGUUCCGUUGAGUAGAUUGCAUGCAAACAAACAUUACAUAGCUGGUUGUAUGUUGUUGCUCGCAUGCAUCGUUGUUGGUGUUACCGACUUAAUUUAUUAGAGGAUCCUCGUCUUAGAAGGCUCAUUUUCUAAGCAAAUUGUGUGACCGCCCUUUUGCGAUCCAUUCAGUGUGUGACACCCCAUGUUUUUGUGA